AUUUAUCCUACAUCUGACCUCUUUCUUCGCCUUGAUCGAUGUGCUUGUGCCACUUAUUGACAGCUUUAAAAGGUUCAGCGAAGACUACAGUGUGGCAGUAUGACGUCUCCCUAUGCGGCCGUACAGUUCUGCCCAGAACACGCCUUUCAACGAUUGCGUGAACCAGCAGCGUGUCUCUCAUGGGCUGAGGGAUCUUUCUUAGCCUCCAUGUCUCAGAGUCCGAGCUCACAGGGAACUGACAUCCUUGGGCCGGAUGUCUUCAACCAACUGCUGGAGAUGCUGGACCAGUCAGCGUUCCACACCGUUCAGCCCAUUGAGCUCUUGAACUUCUCAGAAGGUUCAACAGGCAGCUCUCCAUCCAACACCAUUCAGAUCAGCAUGGACUGCAUUACUAUGCAUGGCUCUGACGAUCACCUCGCAUCGCAGUACACUACACUGGGGCCCUUCAAUGGCAUGGAUCAAAAUGGUGGCUCCACCUCCACCAGCCCCUACAACAACGAGCACACUCAGAACAAUGUGACAGCACCAUCGCCCUAUGCCCAGCCUAGUUCAACCUUCGAGGCUCUGUCUCCGUCCCCCGCCAUCCCCUCGAACACAGAUUACGCUGGCCCUCAUACCUUUGACGUGUCCUUCCAGCAGUCCAGCACAGCCAAGUCAGCCACUUGGACGUACUCCACAGACCUCAAGAAGCUGUACUGUCAGAUCGCUAAAACAUGUCCCAUUCAGAUCAAAGUUCUGACCAGCCCACCUCAGGGAGCAGUCAUCCGGGCAAUGCCUGUCUACAAAAAAGCUGAGCAUGUGACUGAGGUAGUGAAGCGAUGCCCCAACCACGAGCUCAGCCGAGAAUUCAACGACGGCCAAAUUGCACCGCCCAGUCACCUGAUCAGAGUGGAGGGCAACAGCCACGCCCAGUAUGUGGAAGACUCCAUUACCGGGCGCCAGAGUGUUCUGGUGCCAUACGAACCCCCGCAGGUGGGAACUGAGUUCACAACCAUCCUUUACAAUUUCAUGUGCAACUCCAGCUGCGUGGGUGGAAUGAACAGACGCCCCAUCCUCAUCAUCGUCACACUGGAAACCAGAGAUGGUCAGGUUUUGGGUCGCCGGUGUUUCGAGGCUCGUAUCUGCGCGUGUCCAGGACGCGACCGCAAAGCAGAUGAGGACAGCAUCCGCAAGCAGCACGUCAGUGACGGCACAAAAAGUUCUGAGGGUACGAAACGCCCUUUCCGCCCGACUCACAGUAUUCAGAUACCCUCCAUCAAGAAGAGAAGGUCCACCGAUGAGGAAGUUUUUUGUUUGCCUAUUAAAGGCCGUGAAAUCUAUGAGAUUUUGGUGAAAAUCAAAGAGUCUCUGGAACUCAUGCAGUAUCUCCCUCAGCACACCAUAGAGUCGUACAGGCAGCAGCAGCAGAGCCUUCUGCAGAAACAGAGCCCGCUGCCUCCUCAACCACCGUUCGGCUCCACCUCUCCUCCACACGGCAAGGUGAACAAACUGCCCUCGGUCAGCCAGCUAAUCAACCCACAACAACGCAACACACUCACUCCAUCCAGCAUGGCCGGAGGACUCACAGACAUGACCCCCAUGAUGAGCGCCCACAUUCCCAUGAACACAGAUAUGAGUUCACUGAGUCCCACUCAUGCCCUGCAGCCGCAGUUACCCAUGGUGCCCUCCUCUCACUGCACACCCCCGCCGCCGUACCCCGUGGACAGCAGCAUCUCCAGUUUCCUGUUACGGUUGGGCUGCUCUUCCUGUCUGGACUACUUCACAGCCCAGGGCCUUACCAGCAUCUACCAGAUUGAGAACUACAACUUGGAGGACCUGUCCAGGUUGAAGAUCCCUACAGAGUUCCAGCAUGUGAUCUGGAAGGGGAUUAUGGAGCACCGGCAGAGCAUGGAGUUCUCUCCCCCUGCACACAUCCUGCGCUCGUCCAGCGGGGCGUCCUCGGUGAGUGUGGGCUCCACGGAGGCGCGCGGUGAGCGUGUGAUCGAUGCCGUGCGCUUCACUCUGCGCCAGACCAUCUCUUUCCCACCGCGAGACGACUGGACCGACUUUUCAUUCGACCUGGACUCGCGCCGCAACAAGCAACAGCGCAUCAAGGAGGAGGGAGAGUGAGAGGAGCGCACACGCGCACACACGCUUUCAUACAUACUGCAACUAAUGCAUGCCGCACACACAAAACUUGUACAGCUUUUACCAAGUGUUUGAUUUCACUUAAAAGCAUGCCAAUUAAAUGCACUUAACAGCUAGAGUUUUUUGGGUGUAUUUCGGUCUGCUUGUCAUUUCAAGCCCCUAGUUUGAUGCAGGCUACUGUAGCUUUAGGGUAAGCGGUGCUUUGCCGUGUAUGGUUUAUCAUUUAAAAUUUCUUGAGACGCAGCACUUAAGAAAUGCUGAAGUGUUGGUACUAUUUUGAGUUGAUUCAUUCUCUACAGAGAAGAACUAAUAUUUGGUGGCUUUUUUUGUUUGGAUUCUUUUUGGAUUGUAAAGAACCUUUACUCCAAUAGGAUUCAUAGUAUUAAACUUUUUAUUAAUCUGUUUGCUGUAACACUUUGUUUCAGCCUGGUGAUACUUUGUUUUGAAUGGUACAAUUUGUCUGUUUUUUUUUUAAUUGUCAAUCUACUUGAUGUAAUACUGGCAAAUCAGUUUUAAUACUUGGACACAUUCAAACCCAAGUCACUCAUGUGACCUUUCCAGUAUUUUAAAUGGCGUUAAUCUACAUUGUACAGAUUUUUUUGUUGUUUUUUUGUUUUGUUUUGUUUUGUUUUUUUUUACACACAUAUAAAUUUUGUAAAUAUGCAAGGUGCUUAUUUUGAUACAGUAUAAACGAAAACAAUAAAAUAUCAUUACACUA
This is a messenger RNA of Ictalurus punctatus (channel catfish), 2845 nucleotides long. It is a transcript of the gene tp63, whose product is annotated as tumor protein p63. The record is from RefSeq and is a predicted model, not a curated record. Gene Ontology annotation, biological process: apoptotic process; protein tetramerization; regulation of transcription by RNA polymerase II. The transcript is spliced from 14 exons. The coding region runs from base 100 to 2109 and encodes 669 amino acids. Gene Ontology annotation, cellular component: nucleus. Gene Ontology annotation, molecular function: DNA-binding transcription factor activity, RNA polymerase II-specific; protein binding; RNA polymerase II cis-regulatory region sequence-specific DNA binding. NCBI's taxonomy places the organism in Eukaryota, Metazoa, Chordata, Actinopteri, Siluriformes, Ictaluridae.